This is a messenger RNA of Anthonomus grandis grandis, 7930 nucleotides long. RefSeq lists its product as uncharacterized. The transcript is spliced from 9 exons. Bases 213 to 7700 code for a protein of 2495 amino acids. The record is from RefSeq and is a predicted model, not a curated record. NCBI's taxonomy places the organism in Eukaryota, Metazoa, Arthropoda, Insecta, Coleoptera, Curculionidae.
CGAGAAUAUGGCCGCCGCUGGUCGAAACCAAUAAAUAUUCUGUGAAAAAACUCUUGUGAUGAUCGUUUAAAAGUGAAUUAUAUUGAUUUAUUUGUGAACUGUAUAAUGAGUGACUGAAUUAUAGACUAUACCGGACCAAAUGAGCUCCCGAAAGAACUACUGAAGAACAUAAAAGACUUAGAGAACAGGGUAAUUAUCAGGUAUCGCAUAAAAUGGAGACAGAAACAAUUGAUCUCACCGAUCCAUUUGAGAAGUAUCUCAAACAAAAUAAUUGGACCGCGGAAGGUCUGAACGAACGACUUUCCCUUUUGGCCGGAACGGGAACAAAUGCGGGACAAUGCGAACAGAAAAAUAUUACUCUGCGUGAUUUGCUAGAUAGUUCGGCUAUUACAGACGAAGAACGAAUCCAUAUUAAUGCACCAAAUGAAACUAUCAUACUAUCAGAUGAUGAAUCUGAAGGAGACUUUCAAAAGCAAGAACAAGCUAUCCAAAUAAUAGACAUAAGUGACGAUGAAUCUGAAGAUAAUACUGAAAUGGGAAACCUCAUUGACGAUCAAGAGUUAAGUGACUUAAGUGAUCCUGAAAAUGAAUAUGGUGAUAUUUUUGAAGAGUCUCAUAACGAGAAACAAUUUACUGAAACAAACGACGAAGCAGGAAGUAAAUUUGAGGACUCUUUACACAGUAAUCAUCCAGAAGAUAUAGUGAGCUUGGCGCAAGAUAUGUCUUCAAAAGCCAAUAUAGCUACAGAAUCCUUAAACAGUACAUCUGAAUGUAUUAUUCAGGCAGGAUCUACUAAUAACCUCGAAAAGUCAAAAGAAAAUACAUUAAGCGCGAAUUUGCUUGAAAGUUUAUCUCCUAAACCAGACAUAAACGAUUCAGAGACUACUGAUGAUACUUCCCUAAAAGAAGAGGCUAAAUCUGACGAGACUAGUAAUAACGACGAAACAUUAAUCAGUACUAAUGAUACAAAACAUUUAGAAGGUACAAAAAAUACUUUAGAAGAACACACAGAGCAGCCUUUGACAAAGAAAAUGACCGAAUGCGGAACUGAAAAUAAUUCAGAUUUAAAAGAAGAUUUCUUAUUACUAGAAUUAGAUGAUGGUAUAAAAGAUUGUGAACUAUACCAAGAAUGUCCAUCAGAAAACGCUGAGGCACCAGAAGUAGAUAAUGAAACAUCGAUGCCAAAUAAUGAACAUUCCGAAAUAGAUGCAAUAAAUAAGUUAAAUGAAUGUGAACCUGAAAAUACAGAGGUUGCUAAAGAUGAGGUACUUCAAGGUAGUCAGGAGGAGUUAGAUGAAGAGGACAGUACAUUAAGUAAGCUUACUAAUGAUGCUAAAAUUCAAGACAUUGAGCCAAAUAAUGAACAUUCCGAAAUAGAUACAAUAAAUCAGUUGAAUGAAUGUGAACUUGAAAAUACAGAGGUUGCUAAAGAUGAGGUACUUCAAGGUAGUCAGGAGGAGUUAGAUGAAGAGGACAGUACAUUAAGUAAGCUUACUAAUGAUGCUAAAGUUCAAGACAUUGAGCAAAAUGCACAAGAUAAAGAAAAUUCUACAGGUAUGCAGGAACUUACUCAAGAAGAAGAGGGUCAUACGCAAAUUGACCCUAUUAAAGAAACUGAAUGCUUUAAAAAAAUUGAUUUGCCUAAUAUCGAAUACGUUUUUAUUGAAUCGGAUGAAAAUGAGAUCAGUUUAAAGGAUACGACUGAAGACUCUAUUGAAAAUGAAAGUAACACGGAAGAUUCCAUUAGUUUAAAGGAACUGGAAUCCAUAGUGACAAAUGAAACAAGUUCUACUUCAAACGCAGAGGCUAAGCAAAAUGAGCAAAUAAAUAUAGACGACUUGGACAGUAGUUCUAAAGACUCACAUACCUCCAAGACAAAUAUCGUUGAAGGAAAUAUUUCUGACCAUAUCCAUAGUAACAGCUUAGACCUCCAUCAAUUGCCUACAGAGCAGCCUUGCAUUGAUGAUGUUCUUAAGCAGAUAGAUACUUUCUAUAGCACCGCAAGUAAUUCUAGUGUAUUAGAACCUCAGGAUUCAGUUAAUUCUAUAACUAACGUAAUCGAGAUAGAAUUUAUUGAAAAUGAGAGUGACAAGGAGGACGAGGAAUCAACUAAUGAAAUUCAGGAAGCUUGUGAAUAUAGCUUCAAUGAAGAUUCGCCUCCUGAAAAAUUAGACUUACUUACAGAUUCUGCUAAUGAAUCUGUAGAACCUUAUGUGAGUCAGCCUGAAGACUCGCCUGCCGAUGCUUUAGAUGAGUGUAAUAAAAUGCAAGAAAUCAACCCUGAAACGCUGUUAAUUAAUACCGAGAAGUCGACUCUAAAAGAAGACAUAAUUGACAAUAAUUCAUACACUCCAGAAGCCGAGAAAAGUUUAAACGUAGUUGUAGAAAGUGAACUCCCAUCUGACUUAUUUGAACCAGCAGGUUGUAUUGUGCAGGAUUUCGAUAACCUGCAGGUUCCGGAUGUGCCAUUAGAGGAUUCUUCUGAAGUGUUAAAUACAUUAGAUAAUAAAUCGUUAAAUUUUAGUGAGCAGGUUAGUGCUCCCCAACUUUCGGAAGAUGAGCAAAGAGGUGAAACGAGUCUCGAAGCAGUUUCGGAAAUUGAAAAAGAAACUCCAAGUUUCGACGAAGGUUCUGAUAAUGAUAACGCGCAAAUUAACGUUGAAGAUAUACGCGAACAACUAAAACUGCAAUUAAGUAAUUUAAGAACUAAAAGGAAAAUGAAUAUAUUCCAAACGACGUCCCCACUACCAGAGGUUGAUGACACUGAAAUUCAAAAUGAAGUUAAGAAUGUUUUCCAUCGUCCCACUGCUGAAACUUUCUUGGAUUCUGCAAAUUUAAGUGUGGAUAAAGAGGCUGAAAUUAAGAAAAUAGAUGCAUCUCAGGAUUUAAAAGUAAAACAGAAUUCUGAAAUAGAUAAACGUUUAGAAUUAAUAUCUGAAAAGCCACAAGAAUCACCAGUAACAACUGGUGAACAAAUGCGUAUUGUUGAUGAAAGUGCCAAAGCUGAAACUGAGGAUGAUACGGUUCCAGAAGCAUUUCAGGAGCUGAGAAAGAUUAUCAGAAAAAAGAAGCUGAAAGAGCAAAGACAGGAUUCUUUGAAUACUACAUCCAGUAUUGACGAUUUUAUUAAAUCUAAUGCAAAUUUGUUUUCAGUAAAGAAGUCCGUCAUUUCUGCUAAAACAAUUGUCCCCUUAGACAUACCAAAUAACUUUGCAGAAACGCAAACCAAGCAACCCGAAGGACAAUUGAAUGAUGCUAAUGCAAUAAAGUCGUCACGACUAGCAGUAAAAUCUGAUAAUCCAUUUGUUAGCAACACCUUAGAUGAAUUUUUGACAGAUUCUAAACUGAACGUUAGUUACAAAAUUCCAAAAUGCGAUGCGGAAGAGGGCCUUCAGAAAGAUUAUUUUACGGCACCGGUUGUACCAUACCACAACGAAGUUAAAGAAGAAGAAUCGGACAAAUCAAAAGGAGAACCAAAGUAUAAACCAAAAACGUUGGCUGAAAAACGGAGAAUUUUGGAGAAAAAACGAAAAUUGGAGGAAAGACGCUUGAAAAAACAAAAAGCUCGGGAAAAACUGCAGAAAAGGAGUUACGUAUUAUUCAAAGAUAAAAAAGUAUUUCUUCGUAGCAAAACGUUAGGAAAAUGCAUUGCCUCUAUUCAGUCCACAGCGCCUGCAGAAGUUCAGAUACCUCCAAGACCCAGGAAGCCGUCGUUAUUAACCGAAUUGCACAAAAAAGAAACUACACCUGUUAAAUAUCGCCCUGGUCCUUUAUGUAAAAAAUAUCUACUGCAAAAUGACUAUGCUCAAUGGAGAAGUGAACUAAAACCAUUACCAACAGUAGUUUUAAAUAUAAUGCCAGAAACUGGUAAACCUGUGCAUCCCAAUCUUUUAUCUAUUGUCAAUCAUUGGAAUGGAGACAUAACUAAGGAUCAAGUUGAAUUUGCUUUAUCAGCUCUAGAACGUAAACCAGACGAGAACUUAAACAUAUUUCAGUUUACCCUUCAAUACGAAAAUCGCCAAGAUAGUUUACUGGUGCGGAAAAGGAUUCCUGACGACAAACCAGGCAUAACGUUACCACAACAUUGCGGAAGCUUGAAUAAAGAUUUAUGUGAAUCAAGUAUAACCGAGGAGGUUCAUAAGAUAAUAGACGGUCUUUUAAACUACGUAGAAGUUAAAGAACUUGCACCCGCUCUAAUAAAAGAGGAUGAAGUGAGGGACACUAUCUGUGAUAGUCCUUCUCCAAUUAAGUUUGCCGGCAAAGGUCAUCACACCAAGAAAAAAUUAUCAAAAACCAUGAACAGAGAACUAAUGAGGCUUAGCUGUAAAGUAGUCAGCAUGGAAGUGAAGGAAUCGGCAGAGGUAGAAAACUGCCUUAAACCUCAUUGCAAAUUCGGAUGUGUUUGUAAAUCUUUAUGCGGCGAAACGUUAUUAAAAAAUCUGCAUUGUCGAAAAGUCAAGUGCAUGUUUGGAUGCGUAUGUCCGAAAGAAAAAAGUAAAAUAACGACUAUUUCGGAGCCAAGUUUAUCAUUAUCCAAUGACUUGGAGCUUUUAUCAACGGAUACUGUGAAUAGAAUAGAAGACGAAGCGAAAAAAUACUUGGCCAAAGAGGAAAAAGAAUUUACCCAAACUAUUAUUUGUGCUAAUGAUAAAACUAUUGUUGUGGGUAUAGCAAAUAAACCUCGACGGGCCGCUAAAGCUCCUAAAAAGUACACUGGUUUUUUUGAAGAUGAUAAUGUCAAUAAGGAGCGGAUAAAGAAGAAGCAAUAUAUUCUUAAACCUUGCGAUGUUUUAGUAGAAAAUUGGGACUUUUCGGAAAUAGAGCCUUACUGCUUGAUACAUAACUUAUAUAGUUGUCAUUGCAAGGGCCUUGCCACUUGUAGAGUGGAAAAUAAAGCAAACAAUAAGAAACCGGAGAUAAAGCAUCUACAUUCCACUAGCAAUUGGGAUGAAGAAGAGUGGUUACCGAAAGUAAAACCAUCUAAAAUAGAAGGAAAUACAGCUAUUAAAGCUCGGCGGGGUAGGAAGUCAAAAAUCCUUAGUGACGAUUUUCUAUUUUCUUCUGACACUCCAAAAAGGCAAAAAAUCGAAGAAUCGUUCAAAAUAAAUGAAGGGAGCAAUUCGCUCCAAGAAGAUACAAUACCCAAUCACUCUGCGCGAACUUUAAGAGUAAACAAAAAAUAUUACAUAAGAAACGUAUAUGGAGAAGGAGCUACCGCAAAUGAUUUUAUUCACCGUGCAACACAAGCGGAUAUACUAAGAUAUCAAGAAAUGAACUCAGAAAAUAUGAACGACGCGGAUACUUUGAAAAAAUACAUUUUAGACCAAAGAGCCAUGUUGAUAGAAGAAAUUAUAAAGCUUAAUAAAAAACACCAAAGGAAACGAUAUUUGGAAAAGCGAGACGAGGAAAAUGCAGUCGAUAAUGGCAAUGAAAGAGUACAAGUCUCCUCGGAGAAAAAUAAAAUUCAACCAGUAUUUAAGGGUGAAAUUAUCGUUAAAGAUUUCGAUUGGCUCAAGAAAAUUACCAACAAAACUUGGACCACUGACUCCUAUGCUCGAAUAUUACCAUGGAAUGCUUUGUUAAAAGGUUUUACUUUGCAAACUAUAAAUGUAUAUUGUGUCCUAGAGAUACCUUUACGAUUAAUGUUAGGCGUGGGAAAGAAAAUUACUACAAUCAGCAGAAUAAUGGAUAUUGAAAAGUACUAUCAGGAAAUAUUUGAGGCUCCAUUAAGAGGCAAAGAUCCUGUGCUGAUGGCCCAGUCGGAAAACGUGCGUAAUCUUAUUAAAUGGCUGCACGCCGGAUCCUUGUCUUCCAAAUACAAAUCGAAUUUCCUCUCAUUCCUUUUAGUAGAAUCAUUUCCCGGUCAUUUUGAAGUACGUGGUUUAUGCACGCAAGAUGCCAACAAGUCUAAGCCCUAUGAAGAGAAAAAUUCAUUGAUACCAAAUGAUUUGAAGGAAGUUGAAGAUAUAACAGAAAUUAAACACAAAAACUUAAAAAAUGAAAUAAGUUACUUGUUUUUAUUAAAAUGCCAAUUCAAAUUGAGAGAACUGGUGGAGGAUGGACUUCAUGAUGACCACACUGAUAGUCUGUACAUGUGGGUAGGUCUCCCCGAAGUUUACAAAGUUGCUAAAUGGCGCAUGAUUUUUUUGAAAGAAGACUUUGCCUAUUUGUUCUUUAAUAAGAUUAAAUAUUCAAUAAGCUAUCUGGAUCUAAUGAAGUUAACCGAAAUUGCUAAAGAAGCGCAGAAAACUUUAAUUAUUCGAAAUUUAGCCAUCAGGCGAAGCUAUAACCACAACAUGUACGGUAUAUACGUCAGUCCAAAGUACUCGGACAGAGUGUUUAUUGGGCCAUAUUUCUUAAAUCACUUCGAGGAGGAUAUUAGUACGUUAAAGUACAUCAAUAGGUCACUGAUAAGUUUCGAAGCGUAUAACAGAAUGACCGGUGAGGGUAGUACGAAAUGUGGACAUUGGAUGCACGAGCGCCCGGAUCAACAGAAACCUAAGCGAUAUUUGAAGGAAACCAUCGACCUUACCGCAGAAGAUGAACCAGAAGCAUCGGGAUCAGUGAAUAAUUUAGCUUCGAAAAGGUUAAAGUCCACGAAUGAAACGAAAGUUGAAAUAUUACCUGCGGCUAAUCCUAGCUGUGCCAUGGACAACUUGUCACGCUCGGAUGGACAAGUAAUUUAUCAGUAUGGACAGAAAGUUAUUAUAAAGAGUUCGAAGCCAAGAACUCCUACAGAAUUUAACAGGUUUAUUAUUACUAAUAUUCCACAUUUUGGUUACUUGGGCGCCUUCCAAACAAAAGACACUUUAGAAGUAUCAUGGCCAUUGGAAAAAAAGGUUCUUGUGUUUGAAAAUGCUGAUAAAGCCAGGGAUUUUCUGCAAGAACGUUUUAACCAGCUACUUCAACCUGUACCGGCAAGUUUCAAAAUUCAGGUGAUAGUACUGGUCCAAAUAGACCUUAAGGAAAACCAACCAAUCAAUUCUGAACAUUUAAAUGGCCAUUGUAUUUGUGGGUUUUUUGGCACAUACAACAUCAACGACCUUACCGAUCAAUUCUGCAGGAAGAAUUUAAAUAUGACCAAAGAGGAAAUUGGUCAAUUGUUUAUCAAGCGAGCAGAGGCCUACAUUGCCAAAAGGAUUGAAGAAUUAGCGGAAGUUUCAGGAAUGGAUCCUAAAGAUAAAGUCAAUUAUAACGUGAAGAAUAUAUUAGAGCGGGCAAGGGAACAAAUAAAACUGCAAGAACACAAACGCAUUAACUUGUCCGCACAAAUUCACUCUAAAGAGGCAGAAGUAAUAGCCAAUAUAAAAAGGGUGUUUGUAAUGAUCAAGGAUCUGCCUGCACAUCGGAGAAACAUCGAGGCGCGAAUAGUUAAUGAUAUUCUAAAAAUUAGACCACAUCGCUUGGGAUCAACCGAGACUAUAGUGAUUAAUGAUGAUGAUCUGUCCCCUAGUGGAAGUGUUAGUAGUACACCUGUCCAGCCUAAAAACCCCCGAUCUCUGUUACGGGUAUUCGUACCGGAGCGAGAACCAAGGAUUGACAAUAAAAGAAAAGUCUCGAUGGAAAUGGAAUUGGGACCGCCAUUAAAAAAGAUUAUUAAAAUAAACACAUCGUUGGGAAGCGGUUCCAGCACGAUAAUUUCCCCACCAAGUGCAACUAUCACGUCCCAUAGUUAUGCCACCAUUACUAGUUUAAGGUGAUCGAAUAGGCGCGCAUCAUGAUCAUCGGUGAAUUCGAUGGACUGCUAGCCAAAGAAGUAAAUGUGGUGUCUAUUAAGGCAUAAGUAUAUUUACUUUUAUUUAAAAGACUGUUAUAUUGUUUAUUUUAGUUUAAAUGUUCCUAGUUACGUUUCAGUUAUUUUUCGAAAACUCGUUGUGAUAAUUAACGCUGUUUUUUAAGUUUACGUUUAAUAAAAAAAUCGAUUUAUAAA